AUGGCAUCGUUUCAUCGCGACGGAGAUUCCCAACUUCUAGUUCAUCAUCUUGAGGAAGUAGAACAGCAACUCGAACAGGAAGAAGAUGAACUUUUGGUCAAUCAUUCAGUCGAGGUUGAAGAGGAGUUAUCCAUGGUGCAACAUUUGGAUCAAGUAGAGCAGGAAGUUAAAGACGACAUGUCUCUACUUGAACAUUUGGAAGAAAUAGAGGAGGAACUGGCAUUAAUUCAUCAUAUGGAUGACGUGGACCAACAGCCCGAACAGCAAGGAGGGGGAGCUGUUCCACCUUAUUUUUUAAGGCGUGUGACCAGGCAAAGGGCUCGACGAUUUAGAGCCAAUGCCGUUAAUUUUAAUGUGCAAUUUAACCCUGCCUGGUUGCAACAACAGAGACUCGAGGAUUUACCGCAGGCACUUCGGGAGCAGUUUGAUAACAUCAUUGAGGAACUAAGGAUCGAUGUCAAUGGGCAAGAUAACGACCGGGAGACGGGAGUGCAUGUCCCUAACUUGUGUGUAGUACAGCUUGGAUGUGGCAGGUGUAUUGGGGAUAAAUCUACCAAUCUGUGUGAGGGGUGUCCUUGGAGAAAGGAAGAUGAAGGGCCUUCACGAACGAAAGUAUUUCGAGGAGACAGCACUUUGGAGGACAUGGGAGGGUGGCUUCUAACCCUUGUUGACCAGAAACGAAGCAAGAAGAGGAAGAGGGAUGCUCCAAACUCGGCUUUACAGGAAGUCUUAAAUGUCUUGGAUGAUGAUGAUGAUGAGGAAGACGAAGAUGAAGUAUUGGUCAUAGCUCACAAUUAUCGAGGAUAUGAUGGCCAUCUGCUGCUACAAUAUUUCAACAAACACAUUGUGGUUGCUCCACAGAUUGUACUCAGAGGCCAGCAGAUACUGAUGAUGAAAGUGGGACGAUUGACCUUCAAAGAUUCUUUGAACUUUCUCAGCAUGCCAUUGAAAUCAUUUCCAAAGACAUUUGGGCUCUCUGAACUGUCAAAAGGAUACUUCCCCCAUUUUUUCAACACAACAGUCAACAAGGAUUAUGUAGGAGCCUAUCCUCCCAUGGACACCUAUGGACCCGACAGUAUGUCCUCAGGCGAACGGGAAACUUUCAUCAAAUGGUACGAAGAGAAAGUUUCCUCCAAUGCCAUAUUCAACAUGUCUGAGGAUAUACUGUCCUACUGCCAAAGUGAUGUUGAUAUUCUUAGAAGAGGAUCUGCUGCUUUCCGUGACGUAUUCAUCGGGCAAAACAAUGUGGAUCCAUUCCUAGAGGCAACAACUCUUCCUAUGGCGUGUAUGCUUGUAUUCAGAAAAAACUACCUGGAUCCUCAAACCAUUGCCAUCAUACCACCUCAUGGAUACAGACCGGAGAGACGCUACUCAAUACAGUGUCUCCAGUGGUUAAGAUGGUUAAUGCAUGAGGAUCAAGAUCUCAAAAUAGAGCAUGCACGCAAUGGAGGGGAAGCAAAGUUUCUUUGCUCGGAUGGUUCUCGUUAUAGCGUUGAUGGCUACGACAGGGAAAGCAAGACUGUCUUUGAAUUCAUGGGCUGUUUCUGGCAUGGCUGCACAAAGUGCUACAAGGCUGUACGGUGUGAACCACAUCCCACCCUCGGAACAACCAUGAGAGAGGUAUAUCAAAAAACACUGUAUCGCCUUGCUGUGCUAAGCCAACACAAAGACGUGGAGAAAAUUGUCCAGAUAUGGGAAUGUGAAUUCAAAGACAGUCAGAAAACAAACCAAGAGUUGAAAGGAUUCCUAUCCACCUUUGAAUACCUGACAGAUCCCUUGGAUCCUCGCGAUGCAUUCUUUGGUGGAAGAACCAACGCCACAAAAUUGCAUUAUACCGCCCAAGAAGAGGAAGAAAUAAAAUAUGUAGAUGUGUGUUCCUUGUAUCCAUACAUUUGCAAGUACGGAAAAUUCCCCCUAGGUCACCCCAAGAUUGUGGAUCAUCCCCAUGUGUCGCAAUUGAAUCACCUAGAAGGACUCAUCCGGUGUCGCAUUCUUCCACCAUCACAACUGUACCAUCCCUUAUUACCCUACAGAGCUGGUGGGAAACUAAUGUUCCCUCUGUGUAGAACAUGUACAGAUGGUCAGAUGGAUGGGGAAUGUCGUCAUACGGAUGAGGAACGAGCAUGGGUGGGAACCUACACAACCAUUGAGGUGCAAACAGCCGUACGCGAGUGUGGAUACAGGGUUCUGCACAUAUUCGAGGCCUGGCAUUUCGAUAAUUUUUCCGAAUAUAGCAGAAGUACCCAUCAAGGAGGAUUAUUUGCCAAGUACGUAGAUAACUUUUUUAAAAUUAAACAAGAAGCCAGCUGCCUCCCUGAAGGAUGUACCGACCCUCAAGAUUACGCCCAUCAGAUAUAUGAGAAAGAGGGAGUUACACUCGACGUCAACCGGAUUAUGAAGAAUCCUGGGCUGCGGGCAUUGGCAAAAGGAUGCUUGAAUAACCACUGGGGCAAGUUUGGGCAAAGGCUAGGUUUUGGAAAAGCGAGCUAUGUGACAGAGCCAGAUCAAUUCUUUGGCAUGUUGAGAGACGAGCGGCAUGAAGUCAAAGAUGUCCUCAUUGUCAACGAAAACAUGCUGUUCGUCUCCACUGAACCAAGGAAAGACUUCCACAGUUCGCAUCCUGCCUCCAAUGUCGUCAUCGCUGCCUGGGUUACAGCACAAGCCCGUCUCAAAUUGUACAGCUACUUGAUGCCACUUGAGCGGAGGGUGCUGUACUUUGACACGGAUAGCAUCAUUUACGUCCACAAGGCUAGUGUCUGGAAUCCACCUUUAGGAGAUACUUUGGGCGACCUGACCGAUGAGCUGGAUGGCAACACUAUAUCUACGUUCGUGUCAGGUGGCCCAAAGAACUAUGCCUACAAAUUAGUCCGACCUACUAAAGACGGGACAAGGACCGUAUGCAAGGUUAGGGGGUUCACGCUGAACUACCGUGCAAGCCAGCAAGUCAACUUUGACACCGUGAAAGAACUCAUAUGCGGCAGACAGGAGGAGUCAAUAAGCGUGGACUACCCUAACCUCAUCGUACGAACAGGAUUCAAUCAGGGCAACCAGUUGUUGUCUGUCAGCACAGCCAAGAAAUACAGGAUGGUGUACACAAAGAGACGUGUGCUGUACGACGACAAUGGAUUGCCCUGUGAAACCCUACCAUACGGAUGGAAGACAUCGCCGUGA
Haliotis rufescens (red abalone) is the source of this 3171-nucleotide messenger RNA. RefSeq lists its product as uncharacterized. Gene Ontology annotation, molecular function: DNA binding; DNA-directed DNA polymerase activity; nucleotide binding. Gene Ontology annotation, biological process: DNA replication. Lineage: Eukaryota; Metazoa; Mollusca; Gastropoda; Lepetellida; Haliotidae. The transcript has 3 exons. The record is from RefSeq and is a predicted model, not a curated record. The coding region runs from base 1 to 3171 and encodes 1056 amino acids.